GCGUUGAAUAUACGUUCGCGUCUUUGUAAAAGAAAACUCGUCUUGGCAAUAACUAGCACUCAUAUUUACAAUUUUCCCACGUUAUUUUGUUUUACUUGCUUUCAAACAUUGGAUUUUGAAAUCGUGAAAAUGGAGAGCGAUAUGAGCAGUGUAAUAUAUAAUUCCGAAGAUGAAGAAGAUCUGUUUAAAUUGUUUGUUGCUACUCAUGAAUCUCAAUUAAAUUCCAUUGGUUUACCCCAAAGUAAAUGGAAAACUCUCUUCAAAAAAUUAAAUAACUCGGUAUUUGAUGCUGGUGAUAAUUUUAUAUAUUCCCAUGAAGAAGAUUCUGAAGAUCAAGAAAUUUUGUCACAUACUUAUUUACAUGUAUAUACUAAAUCUUCAAUGGAACCGGAUGAUGAAGAACACAUUUACUUGAUUGACCAUGCUUGGACAUACACUCUGGAUAGUGCAAAAGCAAUCUUAAAUGCAAAUGAAAACUUAGUACAAAGAAUGUGUUCUAUUAUGAACAUAUCUUGUUCUAACUCAUCAGAGAAUGAAGUCAUAGAAAAUAUUUUGAAGGAAAUGUGGAGGUACAACAAUUCAUAUAUUUUACAAAAUACUAAUCAAGCUGGAUUCUUUACUCGUUGCUGGUUUAUAAUGGAUGAAUUUGGUUCUCGUAUUCACCAUUCAGAAGAACCCACUUUCUCUAUGGUACCAUUUUUCUUUUGUGGUGAUAAAAUGAUGUAUUCACUCCUGUUCCCAGCAGUUAGUGUGACAGCAGGAGAGGAGGUCACCUGCAAUUAUCCUAGGUUAAAGAAUACUUUAUCUGAAGAGAUGAAAAUGGCUUUGAAAUAUCCUUGGGUACCAAGUGAUUUGUCAGAGAUUGAUUUUAGUCAGUCUGAGCCUGAUCUGGAUUACUUCAUGUCUGGCCGCCAUAUGGAAAUUUUACCUGAAGAUGAAUAUGAACUUCCAUCACUUGUUCAUGAACCAAAAAUUCGUCUUUAUACUGAUUACCCUGAAGUUUCAGAAUUUUUGACAGAUCCUCGUUUUUAUUCAACAACUGAGAAAACUAAAGCACAUAUUUUGUGGCUAUUUGAAAGGCUCUAUGAUUACAAAUCUCUUGCUGAAAGUCGAGGUGAAUUAUUUUAUGUCAGCCAAUUUCCUUCAGAACAAGUUCUCAUUAAUAAAGACUUGUUAGCUAUUGUCUGUCGACGAUCAUGUGAAGAGGAUGAAGCUAAUAUCAACACCUUUGAAAAUUGUCCGAAAUGGCUUCCAACCACAUACAGUUUAAUGAUAGAAUUGCCUCAAUUUGUUUCGUACUUUCAAAACAGAGAAAAAAGGAAUCUGGAUAAUGUUUGGAUUUGUAAACCUUUUAAUUUAGCAAGAGGUUUAGACAUAUAUGUUACUGAUAAUCUGACAAAAAUAAUUCGAUUAAGUGAGGCUAGACCAAUGGUUGCUUGCAAAUAUGUGACUGAUCCAGUUUUGUUUCCUAAAGAAAAUGUGGGUUUAGUGAAGAUGGAUUUGCGUUUCAUUGUCUUAUUGAGGAGUAUUCAGGAUUUUGAGCUUUUUGUUUAUGAACGAUUUUGGCUUAGAUUUGCAAACAAGCCAUUUUCUUUAGAAGAUUUUGAAGAUUAUGAAAAGCAUUUUACUGUGAUGAACUACAGUGACUUCCCUCUGCAGCAGAUGUUUUGUCAUGAUUUCAUUAAACAGUUUGAAAAAGUUCAUUCUCCUCAUAAAUGGAGUGACAUUGAAAAUAAAAUAUAUAAAAUGAUAAAGGAUAUUUUCAUUGCAUCAGCUUUGCGAGAACCUCCAGCUGGUAUUGGAAGUUUUCCAGGCUCAAGAGCUAUGUAUGGUUUAGAUAUCAUAUUGGAAUGGGACAGAAAUCAUAAUGAGCCACAAAUUAAUCCUGUAUUACUUGAAGUGAACUGGAUGCCUGAUUGUAAAAGAGCAUGUGAUUAUUAUCCAGAAUUUUAUGAUGAUAUUCUUAGUGUUUUGUUUCUUAAUGAGAUAGAAGGAAAACAUGUUGUGCAACUUUAAAUGUCUUCUCCUCAUGUUAAAUAUUAAUUUCAAAGAUUGAUAAAGUUACAAGAUUUGCUAUACAAGAGAUAUAUUUGUUAAAUUUUUUAACAUUUGCUUAUAACUCUGUUAUAAAAAAAUCAUUUUAUUUCUAAUUUCAAUUACUUUAUAUCACAGAAGUGUUAUUCUAAAUUUCUUUAAGUACGUUUUAUACUAAGAUCAGAAUUAUUUUAUUUAAAAAUUAUUGAAUUUUUACUAGAUCUCACAAGUUUUUGGUAUUUUGCUACCCUGGGUUAUAUGCAUGAAAUUUCUUAAAUCGACUAUUUAGAAAUAUUUAUUAUUAUUUUUUUUUAUUAAUCCAAUUUGUUCAAAUUUUUUUUAAUCAUAUUGUUGAAUUUGAACAAUAUUAAUCAUAGUGUUCAAAAUUUUUUUGCAAUUAUCAACAUGCAUUUGAUUGUCAAUAGUAAUCAGGUUAAUAAAAUUCGUUUUUGAGCAUGUAUAUUAUUAUUUUUAUUUAUGUUUUAAAAUAUGGGAAAUAGGGUGAGACUAUUUGAUUUAAACAAUUGAAAACCAUGGCUAAAAAUUUUACUCAAAGAUUUUAUCCAGAAUGUUUGCUGAUAUUUAUGAAAUUAUAUCAUUAAUAUUUGUGCCUUCUUUAUACUUUUAAAGUUUGCAAAGAGAGAGUGUUUUAUUGAUCUAUUAAAGAAAUUUUUAAACAAUGGGGAAGAAAAACUACAUGUAAACUUAAAUUUUUAUCUUUUCUUGAAUAUGUCAUUUGAAGAUAUUUUUAUUAUUAUGAUGUUAACAAAGACAGUUUGUUUGAUUUAAACACAAUUAUACUAAUUCAUUAUUUAUUAUCCUUGUUCCUUUGUGAGUGAUUUUAUUUUUUAACAUAGCUUUUGAUUCGAAAAUUAAUUGUUACUGAUGUAUUGUAAUGAGACUCCUACAAGUAUUGCAAACGGGAUAUGUGUGUACACAGAUUGAUGAACAAAGAUGUCUCAAAAGCAGAUUAGAAUUAUUUUUCCAUACCCGGCCAGAACGAUUAUCUUAAUGUAUUAGAUGGAAUUAUAUGAGCAUUGGAUUUUCUCUGCUUUUUUACAAAAAAUAUGGCUUAUAAACAUAUUACCUGAUUAAAAGUUUUAUUGAAAUAUAAGGCAUGUUUUUCAAAUUUCCAUUUUUUUGUUUUUAAUGUUACUUCCUUUGUGUACUUGCAAUGAUUAUAUUUCCAAAGUCAAUUAAUGUUUUUAAUUAAUUUAUUCAAAAAAAUGAUACUGGCAAUGGACAUAAUAAUAUUUUUCUUUUUAACUGGUUUAUUGUUUUAUAAAAUUUAUUCAUUUGUAAAUUUAUUAGUGGAAAAAAUGAAAUAUUUUGGUGUACUUUUUGACAGUUAUUAUUUAAGCACAAUAAUGUAAUGGAUCCAUCAUUUUACUAAUGUCAGAUUUUAUAUCACUCAUUGUUCCCAAAUGCAUUCAACCCUAAUCUUUCACACAAUUUUUUCCCUUUACUAUAAUUUGUGAAGAAAUUGAAUAUAUUUUAAAGUGAACUUUUGAAAAAUGGUUCCAUAAUUCACGCUGCAUUCAGCUGUAAGGAAAGAAGAAUUUGUAUAUACAAUAAGAAUGUAUUGAGAAGGAUAUCGCUUUGAAUUUGUUGAAAUAAACCUGGCUAAUUUUGAA
Messenger RNA from Argiope bruennichi, 3668 nucleotides. It is a transcript of the gene TTLL12, whose product is annotated as tubulin--tyrosine ligase-like protein 12. The transcript has 15 exons. Lineage: Eukaryota; Metazoa; Arthropoda; Arachnida; Araneae; Araneidae. Bases 130 to 2016 code for a protein of 628 amino acids. Gene Ontology annotation, biological process: protein modification process. The record is from RefSeq and is a predicted model, not a curated record.